AUGAUGAAGGACCAAAUUAGUACCAUAAAAAAUCUUCCCCAGGAAUAUGCAUCAGACCCUCGCCACUUCGACCGCACUCUUCUUCAUCGAGGAUACUGUCUGACCACCCGCUGUCCUUCAUCAGAGACCAACACCACCCUCCGCUUCGAGCAAUGUGUGGAACAACACGCCUUAACACCAGGAGUCAAGGCAUCUUUACAAUCUCAUUUCUGCGUGAGCAGAGAAAAUAAACCUAGAAACCUGGAUAGGCCAGAACUCAUCUUUUUAGCUGUGUUGGGUGUCGUCCUGGCUUUUAAUGUUGUCGGCACACUGUAUGACAUCCUGCAGUUUGGUAAGAACACAUACCUCCAGGCUUGGUCAGUUCGCUACAAUUGGCAGAAAUUGAUCACAACUUACGAAGAAGGAGACCCUCGUGUUUCGUCCCUUACAGCCAUACAGGGUAUUCGCGUACUUCUGCUAGUUCUGGUGAUGAUGACCCACUCGUCAGAGAUACAACACAAACUUUACCUGUACAACCCCGGCCGACUCGAACAGUUCCUACAACAAUCGGUGACAAUGUUAAUACGUAACGGUUCAGCCUUAGUGAUGGGUUUUGUGGUGAUCUCAAACUUUCUGUUUGGAUACAGUCUGCUUGUCCUCUCCAAGACCAGGAAAUUAGGUUUGGCACAGCUACCUAUGUGUUUGCUGCAUAGGAUUAUUAGGUUAGCUCCUGUGCACCUGUUAGUGAUCGGUUUUGCCGCAACAUGGUGGCGUCAUGCCGGCGACGGCCCACAGUGGAGCGGCAUAGUUUCUGCCGAAAGCGAAGUGUGCAGGAAGAAAUUCCUCAGUCAUGUCUUCUUCAUGCACAAUCUUAUCAACCCAGAGGAACACUGCUUAUUACAGACUUGGUUUUUAGCAGUGGACUUCCAGUUGUAUGUAGUCGCUGCAGCUCUGUCGUUAUGGCUGCUGCAAACAGGUAGACGUGCCAUCCCCUUUCUGACAACGCUGUUUUUCGGAUCAUGUCUAUUAAAUGUAGUUCUCGCCUACUUCAACGACUGGAAAUCUCUCUUAUACAUCAUGCUACCAGAGAACGUACGUACAACCUUCCACGACGUGCCUUCGUUCUAUCGUUUCUACGUAGCGCCUUGGGGCAGUCUCCCGUCCUGCUUCUUGGGUCUUUUAUUGGCCCAUGUAUACUUCCAUAUGCAAGAGAAUGGAUUUAAAAUCUUUAAAUAUAAGCUGUUAGUGUGGACCUUCCACCUUAUCGUCCCUAUACACGUGGGCUUUAUUCUCUGUGGUAACUACAUUAAAGACACAAAGUCGGGCUUCGCCACCGCCUUGUACAUGGGCGCAGAAAGACCGGCCUUCGCUGCACUGGCUGCCUUCUACGUGUUGGCUGUUGCUAAUAAUGUUGACAGCGUCGUACGUCGUAUUUUCGCAGUGAAGUUAUUCCAGAUACUGGGACGGAUAUCCUUACCUGUUCUGAUGCUGCAUUGGUGUGUCAACAUGAUGUUAGUUGCUUCACGUCGGACGCUAUCCGAAGUUUCCGUCCAAAAUAUAGCGUCUGAUUUAAUAUCAACAAUUUGGUGGACGUACGUCUUGGCGAUACCAGUGAGUCUUCUAGUGGAAGCGCCUAUACAAAAAUGCUUCAACAGUUUCGUGAAAUCGCGCUUCGUAGAAACGCCGACUUCGAGGCCGCAAACUCCAGUAAAAAGAACAAGAUACCAUAGAAAGAAAUCUUCAUAG
Leptosia nina is the source of this 1725-nucleotide messenger RNA. The record is from the annotation of a GenBank genome assembly. NCBI's taxonomy places the organism in Eukaryota, Metazoa, Arthropoda, Insecta, Lepidoptera, Pieridae.